AUGAACGUUGAAAACAGGACAGAAAAACUCUUCAUUCCUCAAAACAGCAAAGCCAUGGAGGAUUUAAACGCAGCUGAGAAGUAUUUUCCAGUUCGAUUUCGUGAAGAGAUCGUUCUCUUGGUAGCAUCGUCAGAUCCUCCUAACGUUAUUAAUCGUGGUUGUCUGGAGCAGGCCCUAGAAGUUCACCAAGCAGUCGUGGAAUUAAAAUCGUAUUCAGAAUUGUGCCUGACCUUACCCGGUGUCGGCGCCAAAAAUCCCAAGGAAUGCAUGAUGAUUAACCCUUUGGACAUUUUUCAGUUUGAUAAGGGAAAUCUAAACCGCACGGAUUCGCAGCUUCAAGAAAAAGUCUCUAAAGAGUACACGAACACGAUGAAUCCUCAAGCAAUGUUUGUCAUGCGCAAUGGACGAUCCUUUCGCUACAACUUCGAACGAAUGUUUGGUAAAGUAGAAAAAGAAGGAGAAAACAUAACAGGCGCACAAGCGCUGCAAAUGAUCUAUUAUAUGCGUGAUCCAAGCGACAAAGAUUCGAACGCUAAAAUUCUUGAAUGGGAGAAAACGUUCGUGGACAAACUCCAAUCCUUGGUGGGCAAACAUUCCUGCUUUGCAGUCCAUUUCUCAAGCGAACGAAGCCUAGACGAUGCUAUUGCGGAAAGCAGUGGCUCUGAUGUCACCUUGGUAUCAAUCACUUUUACCUUAAUGAUCACCUUCGCCUGUGUGAUGUUAGGAAAGUUUAUGAAUCCAUUGACGGGGCAUUCAUUACUAGCUAACGCAGGCGUGUUUGCAGUGGCCCUGGGGAUCUUAGCUGGGUUUGGUUUGGCCAUGUGGUGCCGAGUUCCAUUUGUCAGUUUGGUGGGAGUGCUACCUUUCUUGAUUCUUGGAAUUGGAAUCGACGACAUGUUUAUUCUGGUGGACGAACUUGAUCGACAGCAACGCAGCAUGACAGUUGUUCUUUGUCAAUUCCUUCAGAACAGUGCGAGUCCACGGUGAUAGUGCUACUGUUGCAACUGGCUAAACCACCGCAAACGACAGUCGUGCAGAUGGAGGAAAGGUCGAUAGUCCACUACACGUUUUACGAGGAACUAUAUAACCAUUAGGGUGCUAACCAAAUGUAACAGAUAGGGCUCUGAAGGUAGGUAAGGGAAAGACGACCUUAGCAACAGUGAUAAAUGGUAAAUGUAUCCUGUGUAGUGGGAGACACCGCUUCCAAGAGAUUGGAAAAAGAGGGAAGUCAACCUCCUUUCUUCCUUUAACGACAGCUGUAGUCAAAGGAAGUUUCCAAACAAUCUUUUACUACCAAUUGGUUGUUGCGAUGAAGAUGCUUUCCGAAACAUCCACCACGCAAAAGUUGAAUGGUCGUUUAAUACUGAUGAAACAAGUCAAGACCCGCGGUGGCUCGUAGGGACAAAACACUUUCCAGAAUCUCAAACACUUCCUAGAAUCCAAAAACCUUUCACAGAAUCCAAAAAAACACCCCAGAAUUUGGAUUCUGAGACAUUAUUUGGAUUCACUGGGGCGUGUUUUGGGGGUUCUGGGUAGUGUUUAUGGAUUGUGGGAAUUGUUUGUGAUUCUGGGCAGAGUUUUCUCCCUGCAAGCAAUCGGCCGUAAAGCCUAGCUCUAGAUCAACAUUGUCUGAAGAGCGAUUCUCUGAUCUCGCAGUGAUUGCCAUGCACUACUCCGAGAGAUUUGAAGUGGCUAAGUAGAAAAGCAACAAACACUUAAUGUUGGUCGGCACUGCACUCUUAGUCCUUAUACAUGAAAGUUCGGAAUCAAAUUCCUCUGAAUUCAAAACGAAGAAAUUCUACAAAUGCAGAUUUGAAAACAAGUCUUCUUGGUAAAACAUGGUGUAUCAUAUAUUGUGUUUACCCUAGAGGCAUUUACUAUAAGAAGGACAAGGCAAAUGGCUCAUUAACACCUCUUGUUUGCUUAUUUUUUAGGUAUUUUUGCGUGUAUGCUGCCUUAACUGUGACCUUUUCAUACUUAAUGAUUGUCACAUAUUUUGUGGCCAUCAUGUCAUACGACGUAAAAAGGAUUAAAGCAGAGAAACAGUUAAGGAAGUCUUGUCACGCUCAGGUGCCACUAUCACGAUGACAACGUUGACCGAUUUGGUGGCGUUUGCUGUCAGCACGUCUACCUCCUUUCCAGCUAUCAGGUGAUGUGCAAAAUGCUCCUUGUAUAUAACCAUUAGGGUGCUAACCAAAUGUAACAGAUAGGGCUCUGAAGGUAGGUAAGGGAAAGACGGUCUUAGCAACAGUGAUAAAUGGUAAAUGUAUCCUGUGUAGUGGGAGACGCCGCUUCCAAGAGAUUGGAAAAAGAGGGAAGUCAACCUCCUUUCUUCCUUUAACGACAGCUGUAGUCAAAGGAAGUUUCCAAAUAAUCUUUUACUACCAAUUGGUUGUUGCGAUGAAGAUGCUUUCCAAAACAUCCACCACGCAAAAGUUGAAUGGUCGUUUAAUACUGAUGAAACAAGUCAAGACCCGCGGUGGCUCGUAGGGACAAAACACUUUCCAGAAUCUCAUACACUUCCUAGAAUCCAAAAACCUUUCACAGAAUCCAAAAAAACACCCCAGAAUUUGGAUUCUGAGACAUUAUUUGGAUUCACUGGGGCGUGUUUUGGGGGUUCUGGGUAGUGUUUAUGGAUUGUAAGAAUUGUUUGUGAUUCUGGGCAGAGUUUUCUCCCUGCAAGCAAUCGGCCGUAAAGCCUAGCUCUAGAUCAACAUUGUCUGAAGAGCGAUUCUCUGAUCUCGCAGUGAUUGCCAUACACUACUCCGAGAGAUUUGAAGUGGCUAAGUAGAAAAGCAACAAACACUUAAUGUUGGUCGGCACUGCACUCUCAGUCCUUAUACAUGAAAGUUCGGAAUCAAAUUCCUCUGAAUUCAAAACGAAGAAAUUCUACAAAUGUAGAUUUGAAAACAAGUCUUUUUGGUAAAACAUGAUGUAUCAUAUAUUGUGUUUACCCUAGAGGCAUUUACUAUAAGACGGACAAGGCAAAUGGCUCAUUAAGACCUCUUGUUUGCUUAUUUUUUAGGUAUUUUUGCGUGUAUGCUGCCUUAACUGUGACCUUUUCAUACUUAAUGAUUGUCACAUAUUUUGUGGCCAUCAUGUCAUACGACGUAAAAAGGAUUAAAGCAGGUCGAAGGGACUGUUUACCGUUCUGUCGCGCGCCACCACCAAGGGAAAACGCCCCGGCCUGGGACGAGCCUCGUCUUCAAACCUCUAACAAGCUUAUGGAAGCCUGGGCCCGAUUUCUUACCUUAUCCGUGGUCAAAGUCUUUGUGAUAAUCUUCUCCUGGUGCUUUCUAGCGGCCGGGAUAUAUGGUGUUACAAAGGUGGAUGAAAGUUUUGACAGAAGAAUAUUGGCCAAGGAUGAUUCUUACCUCAAGAAAUUUUUAUCUACUCAAGAAGAGUACUUUGAGCUGUCCAUUCCUGUGAGUGUUGUCGAAACUGGAAAUAUCGAUUAUGGAAAUAGAUCUGUCCAGGAAGAAUUGAGAAGUCUGUCCAAAAUUGUGACCUCUAACAAGUAUUAUGAAAACAGAACUUUGUCCUGGAUUGAAGUGUUUUCCCAGUAUGCCCAGCACACCAAUAAAAAUAUCCUCGGGUCGAACUUUACGCCGGAGUUGUUGUCGUUUCUUAAUAUAUAUUCAAAUUUUAAACAAGACGUGAAGUUUUCCUUAGACAAUAAAAGUGUCGAAGUCUCUCGAAUUAUGGGUUUCAUGAAAACCUCGACCAGUUCUUCUUUUCAGAAGAAUGCCAUGCUAACGCUUCGAGAAGAUCUCCAAACAGGUACAUUGAAAAACCUUGCAGCAUUCCCCAUCGCUCGACCCUUCAUUUUCUUUGAGCAGUACGCAAUCACGUCAAGGGAAACCGUAAGGAACCUUUUAAUCGCGGCCUUAGCUGUACUGAUUGUUACAAGCCCCUUUCUAGUGGACUGUACUGUUACGCUCCUAGUGGUGCUAAACUUUGCUGCCCUGAUAUGUGAGCUGUUUGGAUUGAUGGUGAUCUGGAGCGUAUCUCUGAACUCUGUAUCCAUGAUCAAUCUUGUCAUGGCUAUAGGAUUCGCGGUUGACUACAGCGCUCAUAUUGCGCAUGCUUACGUGAUGUCAGACAAGGACACAGCUAAUGAACGUGUUGUCGAAGCUCUGAGCACGCUCGGCGCCAGCGUUUUGAUGGGAGGUGAGUUUAUUCAAGAUAAGUUAAUAGAGAACAACCGUUUUGUCCUCAUUUUUUCCUCCUUUUUCCCCAGAGGAUAGGCGUUGUUCAUGAAUAAAAAAGUCCUAAUCUACUAGACUUUUCUUAUCUGCAUUAUGGUAAAAGAAUGAAAUGGGUUCUGUCAAACCGUGGGUUGUCAUCAAAGUUACGAAUCCUUCUUGAUGAAAAGACGAGAAUAAGUGUAGAUUGCGGAGCAGGCAUUCCUAUGCUAAACGCUAAAUAGCGUCCCCUUUUCUAACGUGUUUUUCUCUUGGCCCAGAUUUCGAGCUUAGUUUGUACAGGCUUGCAUGUUGAAUAAGCGAGAAAGUCGCCAGUACGCGCGUGCCGAAAGGGGAAAGGGCUUGAGUGCUUGUAGGGGAACCGGCUCUUGCUUCGAAAAGAACAAAAUUUUUCUUGUUUUCCUUUGUGUGUAGUCAGUGUAGGGUUGGGUGUUUAGGAUUUUGAUAUUCCACAUGCAUUCAUGCAGGAAUACCUAAAACAUUUUUCCUUUUUUUAAUUUCUGUCUUAGCCAAGCAAAAUGCAACUUGGACGGAAAGUUUUCGACUGGCGCACUUGGCAUUUAGCCGGUAGUCCCCGUUGUCAAACUUUCUCCCCGGAUCCCUGGAUGGAUUUCGGCGUGAUACCUUUUUGCCAAAAUCGUGCACUACUUUGUGAAAAUAGUCAGCUUUGACAGCAGAAUUUCUAUGCGCAGUUUUAAAAAUUGAAAUAAUUUUAAUAAGGAGACAAUAUCACCAGUGACUAAAGGAUACUAGCUGAAUUCUUUUCGCUUUAUUAUUUAUCAAGGGCCCAUUACCCGGAACGUCCGUCCAAUACUUAGACUGUGUUUUAGACUGAAGUAUACUUUUAGAUUUCUUUUUACAUGAGCGAAAUUAACCGUGUUCACAAACUCUUGCUAGGCUCUUGGCUGAUCUUACCCAUUAUCAUUUCGUUCUCUUCAUGUCCUUCAUUCUUCAUUUCAUUCAUUCAUUCGGGCAUCCAUCCAUCCAUCCAUCCAUCCAUCCAUCCAUUCAUUCAUUCUUUCGUUCGUUCGUCCAUUUAUUCAUUCUUUUCAUUCAUCAUUUUACUCAUGGUAUUAUUCAUUCAUCAUUUUUUUAAUCAUUCAUUCUCAUUCCUUUCAGGUUUUAGUACUUUUCUUGGCAUGGUAGUUCUGGCCUUUGCCGCUUCCGAGAUUUUCCGGAUAUUUUUUAAAAUGUUCCUUGGUAUCGUCGUGUUCGGCCUUCUUCACGGACUGUGCAUACUACCAGUAUAUCUCUCUUUAUUCGACUGGAAACCUGCUAUAACGAAGCCUAUCUCGGCUGUUCACGUGAGCGACGAGUACCAUUCUGAAAAUGACGGUGUCGUUGAUAGAUUACAACACGACGGCAAAGGAAGAAAUGAAAAAGUGAGUACAGAUGGUGAUUUGAGAAGUGCCUCUUCGAAUGAGGGCUUUGAACUGCACGAGCAGCGGCCUUUGAACGAAAGCACUGAUGAUUACUACCGAUCUAAAGACGAUGCCACUGAUUAUAUGAUGAACGAACAACACGGUGGGGAUGAAGGGGCCAUAAAGGCGACCACAGAGGGUGAUUUGAGGAGUGCCUCAUCGAAUGAGGGUUUUGAACUGAACGACCAAUCUCGGCCUUUAGACAGAACCGUUGUAGUUAAGCAGGCACACCAAGAAAACAAUGAGAGUGAUGUCCACAAUGAAGUAAAUGACAUGGAAAAGGAGGACAUUAAAGUUGAGAGUAACGAUCCUAUAGAGGUUCCACAGAAAUCCAACGCUGAAGAAAGUGAAAGAGAGCUUUUCCUUACAACUCAAGCAAGCGAACAUGGACAAGAAGAGGGCGGAAAUACAAAUUCGGAGGGAUAUGCUAAACAAGCUACUCCCCUUAUGUUAAAUGAGCAAAACAUUGCAUCGGACGACUCAACAAAAUUUUAGAUUAAUAGCCCGGCUUAGAACUAGUGUGAAUAAUAGUGUAGUAUAAACAUACAAACAUAGAUGUUAUGUAAUAUAAUAUAAAUAAUAUGGAAAUGAAUUAUGGGUGGCAUCAGUCUUUUGGUGGAGUUCCUGUGAAUUAAAUUACAAACACAGGAUACUAUGGCUAAGUCAGCUUCUCUUCAACUGGUCAAAGUCAGUACCACGUAGCCGUUGCGAAAUUAUUUCGCAACUUUUCCUAGUUAUGUUUCUCAACAAGCUAGAUCAUGUAAUUAGUUUGUAAAUUAAGCCUGUUAACUACAUAACAGUUUCACGCUCGUAAUUUAGCGUUUACCGCACCUUGUAGUGCACCUAGUAGUAGAGUCGAUAUGCAACAACGAUUUUUUAAUAUGGCAACAAUGCUGGAACAAUGUUGUGGCAGUUCCAAGUAACACAGCAGCAAUGUUUUCAGCGAUGUGUUGCGCUGAAUAUUGUGGGGCGGAUUGUCCCGUGCAACAUUGCCUUUACUUGCAAGAUCACUGUUGCUCAUUGACAGGAGUAACUUUUGAUGGAAUGUUCAAUUAGCCUGGUUUCCGUUACGAUUGCCACGCGAAACAAUCGCAAUCGUAGCGUUCCGAUGAAACGGCCAGUCUCAUAAACGUCACUUGUAAAUACAAGAACCUUAGAUCGGACUCGAUAGUUGCAACUAAUACAUCGUUCAGAUCUCUUUCGUCGUGGUGGUUGCUGAAAACUAAGAAUUUUUAGCAACUUGUGAUUUACAUGGAAAGACUUUGAAUUAAACUAAAUAAAGCAAAAUUAAUGAAAAACACUGUCUUUGCGUUCUCUCUCCGGGCCGUUAAAAUAAGCUUCAAAAAAAUUAAAUUUAAUGCAUGAUGAGCCAGGGAAUGUGGGGGGCGCUUGGACUGCGAAUUCGAAAAUGCUGUUUUUUUCGAUUUUCCAAGAGCUGAUUAGAACGAACUAAGGUGGUGAAUGCUUUUGAAUUAGGGGUCCCGUAACUGAAAUGUAUUGAAUUAAACGGGAGUAGGGGAAAAGAAAAUACAUUGCUUGCAAUCCACGUGAUGAUGACACUUUGCCAUUGCGGAGCUAGUGGUAUAGUUUAUUCUGGGUUUUCUCAUGACGUCAC
This is a messenger RNA of Porites evermanni, 7241 nucleotides long. The record is from the annotation of a GenBank genome assembly. Lineage: Eukaryota; Metazoa; Cnidaria; Anthozoa; Scleractinia; Poritidae.